Molecule: messenger RNA, 1677 nt
Organism: Aplysia californica (California sea hare)
Lineage: Eukaryota; Metazoa; Mollusca; Gastropoda; Aplysiida; Aplysiidae
Product: zinc finger BED domain-containing protein 4
Exons: 2
Coding region: 1-1677 (558 amino acids)
Molecular function (GO): DNA binding
Source: RefSeq, a predicted model, not a curated record
AUGGCUUCAAGCUCAGCAUCUGGAUCUAGGAGUAGUGUCGUAUGGACUCUCAUGGAAAGAUCUUUUGAUCGAAAGAAAGCAACAUGUAAAGUUUGCCGGGCUACGUUUAGCCAUCAAGGGAGCACAACAACAAUCCUAAAACACCUCCAGAGAGCCCACCCUACAGAGCUUGAGCAAGCAAGGACUGAGAAAGACCAAGAGCACAGAGAGUCCAGUUCUGCCCCAGCAACCUCAUCAAGACUAACUCAGAUGUCUGUUUUACAGUCCCUUGAGAAGUCCAAGCCAUAUGACCCUCAUGGACAGAAGAAAAGAGCACUGGAUACCCUACUGAUGGAAAUGAUAGCCGCUGAUCUCCAGCCUUUCUCCAUUGUUGAGGAUAGGGGGUUUCUUCGAUUUGUGAAAGGUCUGGACCCAAAAUACAGUCUUCCAAGUCGACGGACACUCACAAGGAGCCUCCUCCCUCAGCUGUAUAUCGACGAGCAGGCGAAGGUGAUGCAUCUUCUGAUGGACACGAACUUUGUUUGUCUAACCACGGACCACUGGUCAUCCCGACGUAUACAGGGCUUCCUGACCGUGACAGCCCAUUUCGUCACAAGCGACUGGGAGCUCCAAGCCUGUGUCCUAGAUACAGUCAGGAUUGCCACCUCCCUCACAGCACAAACCAUCGCAGGUGCUUUGACUGAGGUGAUGGACAGAUGGAAGAUAACGGACAAGGUCUUUGCUGUCAUCACAGACAACGCUGCAAAUAUGAAACUGGCUGUGGAUCUUCUGGGUGUCAGGCAUGGACCUUGUUUUGCUCCCCUCCUGAACCUUGUUGUCUCUGAUGCCCUCAAAUCCCCUCAAGCAGGCAUUGAAGAAGUCAAGAAAAAAGUUAAAAUCAUCGUUGCUCACUUCAAACACAGCGUGAAGGCUAGUGACAACCUGGAGCGAUUACAACGGAGCGCACCUGGAGCUGCUGGUCCAUCUUCGUCUUCUGAACCAUUGCGGCUGAUUCAAGAAGUGGACACAAGAUGGAACAGCACCUUCUAUAUGUUUCAGAGGUUUCUCCAUCUCUACCAGUUUGUUAAAGCUGCACUUCUAGAGGAGGACAAACCAGAAAAAUUCCUGACAGAGGAGGAACUCAAUAAAGUAAAAGAAGCCAUCACCGUCCUCGAACCAUUUGAACUGACCACUAGGGAAAUGAGCUCUGAGAAAUAUCCAACUGCUUCAAAGAUCAUUCCUUUAGUUGACAAUCUGGAAAAGAUCAUGAGACAAACCAAAGGUGAUCUGGCGGCUCAGCUGAGAUCUGGGAUACUAUCAAGAUUCGCCGGUGCAGAAGAGCGCUUCUUAUGGGCAGCAGCGACAUUCAUUGACUCUAGGUUCAAGAAGCAUGGCUUCCGCAACCCUGACAACGCGCAAGUGCUACUCAAGUUGAACCUCUUCACCGAUGCUUACAAAGGCAUUGGAGUUGCUUACAAGCUACAACUAACCCUGCAUGUGUCACAGGGUGCAUGCGAACGGUCGUUUUCUGCCCUGAAGGGAAUCAAAACCUAUCACCGAAGCACAAUGACACCAGAUUAUCUUGAGGCAUUUAUGCUGGUGUCAGUGGAAAAGGAGAUCUUGACCAAACUGGACAAUGAAGACAUCAUUGAUGCUGUGGCCGCAGGCUUCUACUCUCUUAGGAAUGCUCCGGGAUGA